Molecule: messenger RNA, 501 nt
Organism: Pieris macdunnoughi
Lineage: Eukaryota; Metazoa; Arthropoda; Insecta; Lepidoptera; Pieridae
Source: the annotation of a GenBank genome assembly
AUGAGAUUGUACUUGGUGGCUUUCUUUGUGCUGGGGGCGUGCGCAGUUUCCCUAGCUGUUGAAAAUGGACCCUUGAUGACUGCUCUACGGCCUGUCCAAAGGCCGAAAAGACAUGUCGCCUUAUUGGGAGCCGGGGCUGGUCUUCUUGGAGCAGGUUUGGCAGCCGGUGCUGUAGGUCUGGGAGCUGGUGUGAUUGGAGCUAAGGCUGGUUUGGUGGGAGGAGCCAUCGCUGCAUCCGCUCUCCGUGGCAGGAGUUACGGAGGCUACGGAGGAUAUGGAGGCUACAGUGGUUACGGGGGCCAUGGAGGGUACAGUGGUUAUGGGGGACAUGGAGGGUACAGUGGUUACGGAGGCUACAGUGGUUAUGGAGGGUAUGGUCAUGGAUACGGAGGCGGAUAUGGAUACGGAGGAUAUGCUCCAAGCUACGGACACGUUUAUGACGGAGGUUACAGAUCAUACUAUCCAACAACCUCCUACAUAGUGUCAGACCCGUGGUGUUAA